This is a messenger RNA of Marasmius oreades (fairy-ring Marasmius), 468 nucleotides long. RefSeq lists its product as uncharacterized. The transcript has 3 exons. NCBI's taxonomy places the organism in Eukaryota, Fungi, Basidiomycota, Agaricomycetes, Agaricales, Marasmiaceae. The coding region runs from base 60 to 308 and encodes 82 amino acids. The record is from RefSeq and is a predicted model, not a curated record.
CAAAUUCGCCGACUAUUACUACCCCUUUAACGCGACCGUUUCUUCUUUCAUCUUCAAUCAUGAGCUCCAAUAUGUUCUCCAAGAACUCGAAAACCGAGUCUACAGCCUCUCUUAUCCCUCGGAACCUCAAGAGCCCGUCGCAGUUUCUAUCGUGGGGGUCGAAAGGAUCCUCCGCCCAGUUGAAAAAUAAUGAUGGAAAGACCACUACACUCUCAGCUCCCAAAAGCGAUUCUGAUUUCGCGAAGAAGGCGAGGGCCAAUGGGUGGAAUGCACCUACAGCGGCGCGACCGUCUCUUGGCGGGUUUUAACCCUCGGAUUUCCGUCGUUGAGGAACCAAUGUAGAAAACAUACACUCUUCCCGGCUUGCGGGUGUAUAUGCUGUUUUUGUGGAUAUCUAUUUUACAGGAGGCGUGGAGAUCUUUAUGAUAGCACUUAAUCAGUUUUGAACGGGUUUGUGGAUACCUUUUG